Messenger RNA from Salvia splendens (bonfire salvia), 1026 nucleotides. Its product is annotated as protein LEAD-SENSITIVE 1. NCBI's taxonomy places the organism in Eukaryota, Viridiplantae, Streptophyta, Magnoliopsida, Lamiales, Lamiaceae. The transcript is spliced from 3 exons. The coding region runs from base 119 to 880 and encodes 253 amino acids. The record is from RefSeq and is a predicted model, not a curated record.
ACUAUGAUUUCGCCUUUUUCUUUUUUGGCACAGAAGUACAAGGCAUUGCUAUAAUGAUGUUCAAUUCUUUGUAGGUUGCUGAGAAGUUGCAGUGAUUUUUUGAGUGCAUUGCCGAAUUAUGGGUCUGCUUACAAACAGAGUGGAGAAGCAUGAAAUCAAGCCUGGGGAUCAUAUCUACACUUACAGAGCCGUCUUUGCUUACUCCCAUCACGGUAUCUUUGUUGGGGGUAGCAAAGUGGUGCAUUUCACCCGCGUUGGAAACGCUUCCAGCUCCAACUCUGAAGUAUACGACGAAAAUGAAGAAUGUCCGACCUUUCCCGACUGUGGAUUCAGGCAUCCAGAUAGCGGAGUUGUCCUCUCUUGUCUAGAUUGCUUUCUCCGUAAUGGCUCCCUUUAUUGCUUUGAGUAUGGAGUGACCCCGUCUGUGUUUAUUGCUAAAGUGCGUGGAGGCACCUGCACAACUGCUGCAUCCGACCCUACUGACAUGGUCAUUCACCGAGCAAUGUAUCUGCUCCAGAAUGGAUUUGGGAACUACGAUGUGUUUCAGAACAACUGUGAGGACUUUGCCCUUUACUGCAAGACGGGGCUACUAACUGUUGACCGGCUUGGGGUUGGAAGAAGCGGGCAGGCCUCCUCUGUGAUUGGAGCACCAUUGGCAGCUCUCCUUUCGUCCCCUUUGAAAUUCCUAGUGCCUAGCCCGGUCGGGAUGGCUACAGUGACCGCAGGGAUGUACUGUGUGAGCAGGUACGCCACAGAUAUUGGAGUCCGUACGGAUGUCAUCAAGGUGGCCGUGGAGGAUCUAGCCGGGAGCGUCCGUUGGGAGAAUAAUGAAGGAGUAGCUGCUCAAGAUGCAAUUUUAGAAAGACAACUUCUCAGAUAACAUUCAUUGUUUUGGUUAGACAACGCCUUGAGAGCAUUAUGUAGUUCUUGAACUGCCACACACAUCUCGUUGAGCCUAAGACCGAUCUUGGGUGAUUCUGCUGAUGUGCGGACAACGACCACCAACUCCCGUAGGACUGCUGAGGA